AUGGCGGCGCCCGCUUCCGACACCAGACCCUUAAAAGGCACCGAAGAUGCGGCUCCACUUCCACCAUCUGCCGACAUGACCAUGCGUUGCCCUGAUCCGUCGGCCCAUCAUGCAAACAACAAUGCUCUACAGAACCAGGCUUCAGCUGCUGCACUGUAUUCACACAACCCAACUAGCCCGGCCAAGGCAAACGAGUCCCGCCCCAUGAACCCGCUCGGAUCCGACGGCAAGCUGUCUUCCGCAGGCGAUCUCAAAUACGCAAAGGCCCAAGAUCUCCCCAGUUAUCCUAUUGUUGGGAUUGACGCCAAAUCCUCUGCAGGAGCAGCUGCUCUGCUAGCUAACCAGAACAAAAAGAGUCCAGAGUGGUGGAAGCCAGAACAAUCUUCGGCGGCUGGUAAGGCUGCCUUGCUCGCAAACGGAUACAAAAUGGCGCCUCUGUGGCAGCCAGAAGCUAGCGCGGCAGGCUCAAAGGCAGCUUUACUCGCUCACAAAGAUGGUGGGAAGCUUAACCUGUGGCAACCAGAGGCCAGCGCAGAAGGCCAUUCCGCAGCAGUACUCGCCAUGAAAAAGAAGGGACUUGGUCCGGAGGUCGACUACGGAUACACUGAUCAGGGUAGGAAGAAUGCCUUCACUGCCGCUACCGAUGCCCACUCUGCCUCACGACGACAGCGCGCCCGAUCAAACCCACCACCUGCGCCCCUGUACCCUGACUCCGAAAACUCAGCCCGGAAUGCGCUGGGUGCGGCGACACUGGCCCACAGCGCUUCCACACGUACCAGACCCCAAGCCAGCACUGCGAGCCCUGUUGAGUCCAACCGCUUGCAAAAUGGCGCCAUGGAAGCUGCGCGAAUUCAGCAUGCAAAGAGUAUAUCACGAGACAUGUACGGAAGUGCCCCGCCUGUUGCAAUCGAGACGGAUGAAAAGAAGCACAAUGCUGCUCUUCGUGCUUCAGCUAUCUCUAUGGCGAAGAAGAUUUAUGACGUGCAGCAGCAACAACGUCUAGAAAGCGAACUUGGGCCAUCUACUGCCCGCACAGGAGCGUCUGCAGCGCAGAGCCAGCAGCUGGCCACCGGCGACGGCGAUAUCAAGCAACAGGCUAUGCGCUAUAUCGGUAUUCAGGAGGCUGCUCAGAAGUUAGCACAAGAGAGACUAGCAAAGAUCGGAUACGAUGAGAAUGCAGCCUACCGAAGUUACUACGGAUAUGAUCAACCGACUCGCAACAAGCUCUCCCUGCGCCGUGGACGCAACCGUGCACACAGUGCCUCAGAGACAGUGCCUCCUGAGACCUCGGAUUCCGACGAAGAUGAUUUCCGUUCGAGGCGCAUCCGCUCCCAGAUGGAGCAGUUCAACAAGCAACUAGCUGAUGUUGAUGCCAAGAAACGCGAAAACGACCGCAAACUACUCCUUGCUGCCGCACAACGUAAAGUUCAGGCACAAAUGCAGGGUAUGGAUAAAAAGAUCUUUGACGAAACCGGCAGGAUGUCAUCUACAAUGGUGGAUGAUUGGGAUGAGAAGGCGCGACAGCGUGCCGUUGCCAACUCAGAAGCUCGGAUGGAGAACCACGGCAGAGUUCACAUUGGCAACGGCAAGUGGAUGGACCAAGGAGAAAUCGACGCCAUUGCCCAGGCAAGAAUUCAGCCGACUCUCAACGAGAUUACUGAGAAGACCGAAAAACGUCUUGCUGAAGACGAGAAGCGCAGAGCUGAAGAAGAGGAACGACGAAUGGAUGCGGAGCAAGAGAAGCGUCGUAUGAGAAUCGAGAAGGAGCGAGCCGAUGAGAUCAAAGCCGAAGAGAAGCAGGGCAGAGAUGAAGAAAAAAGGGCUGCUAAAGCACGAGCGGCUGAAGAGAAGUUAGCAGCAAAACAAGAAAAAGAAGCAGAAAAAGCAAGAAAAGCAGAAGAGAAGCGUAUGGCCAAAGAGGAGCGUCGCAAGUCGAGAGAUGCCCCACGAACAGAGGGCGCUCGUGCUUCGCACGACAAUGACGACUUAUACCAGGAGCCGGGUCUUUCCACAGAUGCCCAGCCUACAUCCGCACAUGAAUCUGCUGAUCCGACAUCCCCCAAUUCGCAAGAAUCUCCAAAAGGGUUAAAAUCACUUCUGACCAAACUGAAGCGCCGCUCAAAGCAUUCACCUGCCAAUGAAGCUGAUAAAGAUGCGAAAGAGAAGGAGACAGGCUUUAUUGGUGGUGCAAGUCUUCACAACUCCACCUCACAGCCUCAUUCUUCCGAGAAUGCCACCCAGCCAAAACGUGAUUCGAUAUAUGGUUACGUCUCUGACAAAGCAGAGGAACCAGUGGAGCCGGUCCACACGAUACCAGCAUACGUCCCACAUGUCGAUCCUGUCGACAAAGAUCAAUAUUCAGAUGUCUCAUCUAUUUCCAGCCAUAAGGAUGAUUUCAGACCGGUUAGAGGCAGACUAACUGGGAGAGUCGCCAGUGGAGGUACCGUAACAUCUGGUGGAGAAAGCUUCGAAGAAGCAAGAGAUUAUUUCGACGAAAACCUAGCCCCACCACCGGCUUUCAGUUCUGAUACGGAAGACGCGAAAAAGGGAGUCUCGAGUCGAGAAUCUAAAUUUCAAGAAAUAGGCCUGUAG
Molecule: messenger RNA, 2592 nt
Organism: Bipolaris victoriae FI3
Lineage: Eukaryota; Fungi; Ascomycota; Dothideomycetes; Pleosporales; Pleosporaceae
Exons: 3
Coding region: 1-2592 (863 amino acids)
Biological process (GO): eisosome assembly
Source: RefSeq, a predicted model, not a curated record